Myotis myotis is the source of this 1621-nucleotide messenger RNA. RefSeq names its product coiled-coil domain containing 115 (gene VMA22). Bases 34 to 588 code for a protein of 184 amino acids. Gene Ontology annotation, biological process: vacuolar proton-transporting V-type ATPase complex assembly. The transcript is spliced from 6 exons. NCBI's taxonomy places the organism in Eukaryota, Metazoa, Chordata, Mammalia, Chiroptera, Vespertilionidae. Gene Ontology annotation, cellular component: extrinsic component of endoplasmic reticulum membrane. The record is from RefSeq and is a predicted model, not a curated record.
GGAGACUGGCUCCAGAUUAGAGCGCGGUGGGCCAUGGCCGCAGCCGAUUUACGGGCGGAGCUGGACUCGCUGCUGCUGCAGCUGCUCUGGGACCUGGAAGAGCUGGAGUCAAAGCGGGUGGCGCUGAACGCCCGGGUGGAGGAGGGCUGGCUUUCGCUCUCCAAAGCUCGCUAUGCCAUGGGUGCCAAGUCGGUAGGGCCCCUGCAAUAUGCCUCCCGCAUGGAGCCCCAGGUCUGCGUCUGCACCAGCGAGGCGCAAAAUGGACUCCAGAAGUUUCGUGUGGUAAGAGCCGGCGCCCAGAGUCCAGAGGAGGUGGGGCCCCGUGAAGCAGCUCUUCGAAGGCGCAAGGGCCUUACCAGGAUUCCAGAGCCCGAGGUCUUCUCAGCCUCCCCAAACCCUCUGAACUGGUUUGGAAUCCUGGUUCCACAUAGCCUACGGCAAGCCCAAGCCAGCUUCCAGGAGGCAUUUACAGCAUCUUGGCAGUGUUCUAGGCUCAUGAUCAGUGCUGGGAUACAGCAGGAAAUGAAAGGGACAAAUAUCCUCAUAGAAUGUUAUACUAUUGAGGGGAGAAAGACAACCUGCAAAUAAGCCUGCAGCUGGCUGUAGAUAUGGCCAGUCUCCAGAUCCACAUCAACUGGGGUCGAAGCCAGCUUCGAGGGCUCCAGGAGAAACUCAAGCAGCUUGAGCUUGGGGCUGCCUAACCUGUGGCCACAGAAGAAGAUCAUGAGUUCAGUUGUUCUUUGAUGUGGUUGCUUUAUCUCAGGCCUUCUUCCUUCACAGCUUGCUCGGCCCCUACCACUACCACCCCAUCCCAGACAGCUAAUCACCCCCACCUUAAAAUUUUUCCAGUUUGCUGUUUCCAACUUUGUUAUAUGUGAAAGUUUAAAGAGGUAAACUGAGUAAUGUUCAAAGUCACUACUAUGAAACCACUUCCAGUCCUUGUUCUAGGACACACUCAUAUGGGGAGGGUCAAAGCUGUUAGGUUAGUUUAUAUUAGGGAGCAACAGAGCAAUCUCAUGCAUAAAUCACUGCAGAAGAAGUAGUGCAUAGCUAGUGGCAGAAAGGACAAGAAGUAGGUGCUUCAGUUUCACUAGAUCCUCAAAACUGAUUUUGAUGGAAAGAAAAAAAGAUACAUGGCUAGCAGAUCAGGAGAGUGAUUUCACGUUGAUAACAAACACAAUUACCUGCAUACAUGGGCAGCCCUUGGCAGGUUUUAAGCCAAAAAGUAAAAAAGAUCUAACCUAGAUUUUCAAAUGAACUAUAGGAAAAGACCUUUCAGGUUUUGAAACACCUGCCUUCUGUCUUUUCAGUAGUGAGGCUGAACCUUUUGUAAUUUGUUAAAAGGCCAAUUGUAUUUGCUAUUCUGGGAACUCUGUCCUUAUUUCGUUUUCCUACUGGGUUGUGGAUAUUUUUCACAGUUUUUAAAGAGCUAAUUUUUAUGCUUGGGGAAAAUUGGUCCUUUGUUCACAAUAUGAGUGAUUUUCCUAGUUUGUUUUUUAACUUUAUGGUGUUUUUUUUAAUGUUUUUUUAAAAAAUAACUUUAUUGUAAAAUAAAACAUUACAUUAUAGAACCACACAGAAUAAUUGAAAAGCUUAAUGAAUAAUUAAGGUGAAAGCUAUA